AUGCAAACCGUUGUUCUCCCGAUGUUAUCAGACAUAAGACCGAAGAGAAAUUGCUCCGAUCAAAAGAUAAUCUCGCCGGAACCAAAAUUGAUCAUUGAUAGGAGGCGCGGCGCGCGCGUUCUGCGCCUGCCACCAGCCCACGCCCACGCCAAUGUUACCUCUCCGAACAGCCAGCUUCAUUCGAUCUCUCGGUCAAUAAAUAUCAGAUUAAAGUGCCGCUAUUGUAGCCUUCACGCACAAACUAGUACCGUGGCUUUCAAUAACGGUUCGCACUAUGCAGAUUAUCACUGGGGCGAUAACCACGACGUGAAAGCGAUAGCGGCGACACGAUGCAGUGGAGCGGGUGGCGGCGCUGUCCCGUCGCUCAGCCCGAGUGCUCCACUGGCGCAGCGCAUCGGACGUGUGACAUGUGUCAUACCGUGA
Arctia plantaginis is the source of this 423-nucleotide messenger RNA. The record is from the annotation of a GenBank genome assembly. Lineage: Eukaryota; Metazoa; Arthropoda; Insecta; Lepidoptera; Erebidae.